Aegilops tauschii subsp. strangulata is the source of this 2244-nucleotide messenger RNA. RefSeq lists its product as uncharacterized. The record is from RefSeq and is a predicted model, not a curated record. Gene Ontology annotation, molecular function: protein binding. Lineage: Eukaryota; Viridiplantae; Streptophyta; Magnoliopsida; Poales; Poaceae.
CCACAAGUUGGAAUCAGUAAACUACUAGUACCUCAACGAGCGUCCAUGUCAUAGCUACUUCCAUGACCAAUCCCUUUGAAAAUCUCAACCUUUUGAGUUUUGACCUUCAUUCACUGGUUGGUCGCUUCUCUCACUUAUUGUUUUUUUAUAGUAGAUCACCACUUGUCUCCCUUGUCCUUGCAUCUCCAUGGUGUUGACCCAACCAAUCUUAGGUCGUUCGAGGACAUCUUCUCGGGCAGUUGUAGCAUGACGGCGACGGCCGGGCAGCCUUCCUUGAUGCCUCAUCGGUGAGAACAGCAUCAGUUCGAGCAGCUUGGCUUUGCUCCUCUUCCCAUUUUGUCUCCCUUCCCAUUUUGUCUCCGCUCCACUACCACACCAUGCAACCGCCCCCGGAGUCCACCGGCGACGCGCUCGCGGAGUGCUUCCGCCUGUUGGAUGAGCUCCCAGCCGCGGCAGCUUUGUCUCCGGCCUUCCGCCGCCACUGGCCUUCCAUCUCCGCCUCCCUCUCGUCGCUCUCGGCCUCCCUCUCCCACCCCACCUUCCCGCCCUCCGCACCGCUCCUCGAGCCCCUCGCCUCCGCGCUCUCGGCUCUCAUGUCCGUCUGCAGCGGCCCUCCCCUCGGCCACCUCCACACCGUCUCGCUUCUCUCCUCCUCCGCCGCCUCGCUCUCCCAGCUCGCAGCCGACGCGCGCCUGCUCGUCUCCCCGGCCGAAGGCAACGGGUCCGAGUCCGACGGCCUGCUCUCCCGCCUCCGGCUUGGCUCGUUCGUCUCCCGCGCCGCGGCGCUCGACUCGCUCGCCGAAUCUGUCCGGUCGUCCCAGCCGGGGUCGUGCUCUGCCGCUGCUGUGUCUGCGGUCGCCGCGAUGCUCGACUCCGGCGACCUCCUCCCAGCCUCCCGCGACAAGGCCGUGUCCGUGCUGGCCGCGUUCGCGUCCUCCGAGGCCACGUGCCGGUUCUUGGCUCAGGAGUCGGGCACCGUCGUGCCGCACCUCUGCCGCGCGCUCGAGUCCGGCGGUGCCAGCGCCGAGCAGGCGUGCGUCGCACUGGAGUCUCUCACCGCCUCGUCGCGGGACGCAGCGGCGACCGUCUCGGCGCGCGGUGGCGUGGCCGCGCUUCUCGUGGCCUGUGCAGCCGGCACCCCGUCGUCGCAGGCCGCGGCCGCGGGCGUGCUCCGGAACAUCGCCGCGUUCCCGGACCUGCUCCCCGCGUUCAGCGAAGAGGGCGCGAUCCCCUUGCUCGUGCAGCUCGUCUCGCUCGGCACCCCGCGGGCGCAGGAGCACGCGCUCGGCUGCCUCCGGAACGUAACGGCCAGCGACGGCGGCGAGGGUCAGAGCCUCAAGGUCGAGGCGUUCCAAGCAGGCGCCCUGGCGUGCGUCAAGGACUUCCUGAACUCAUGCCGCGGCGACGAGCCGGGCCUGGCGCCGGCGUUCGGGCUGCUCCGUAACAUGGCCUCGUUCCGCCUCAUCGCGGAGAUAGCCGUGUCCGCCACCUUCCUCAGCCACGUCGUGGCCGCGCUGGGCAGCGACGAGGCCAACACCCGCACGGAGGCCGCCAUGGCGCUGGCGGAGCUCUGCCACAUCAGCAGCGGCAAGGCGAGGGGGGAGGUCGGGGACGCGAUGCCGAGGCUGGUGUGGAUGCUGGAGGCCAAGGCCGUGGCGGAGAGGGACGCGGCCGCGAGGGCGCUGGCCACGCUGGUCGCCGCGAGCAGCAGCUACCGGGCGCUGUUCCGGAAGGAGGAGAUGGGGAUCGUGAACGUGGUCCGGCUGCUGGACCCGGCAGUCCGGGGCGGCGACAAGCGGUUCUCCGUGUCGGUGCUGCUGGGCGUGUCGCAGUCCCGGCGGUGCCGGAAGCAGAUGGUGGCCGCCGGCGCGUGCGGGUUCGUGCAGGCGCUGCUGGCCGCCGAGGUGGACGGCGCCAAGAAGCUCUCCGAGUGCCUCGGCCGGGGCAAGAUGCUCGGCGUGUUCCCCCGGACAUGACAUGACGGCGAUCAACCUGCUGCCUUUGCAUGUAUGUGCUUCAUCGACCCUGCCUUCCUCAAUCCACGGAUUCAGCUCGCUCAUCCAUUUUCUCUUUACGAAUCCCUGUAUGUAUAUUGUUGGUUUUUCAUACGAGUGGUAGCUUAGAUUUAGAUGACGAUGACGAGUGUUUUAGUCAGUGUGCGUGAACCCAAUAAGAACACGAAAAAGAUUGUAAUUAAUCUCUGAUGCGAUCAUGUGAAGAAAUCAAUCUUCAUUCACCGUCGAA